GGGGAAGUACGUAAGAAAUCGUCUGACACUGAAACUUUAAUAAAAGAUCUCUAAGGCCUUGCAGUGGCCUGAUUCACAAAAGGAGAUUUUCUUUGACUGUGUUCAUCCUGUUAAACCAAGAACUGCUGAGGAAGUGGAGGAACAGGGCUUAGCCAUCUGGAUUUAAGAAGCUGAAAACCAUGUCUCUUCCCCGACAACUGAGAGAGAAGAGUGAUUUUGACCAGCUUCCAGAUGAUGUACCUGUUUCAGCUAACAUUGCAGAUAUUGAAGAGAAGAAAGGCUUUUCUAAUUAUUAUCUGUUUGUCAUUGAAGUAAAGGUUAAAGGUGGUGGCAGAUACCUGAUCUUCCGACGCUAUCGUCAGUUCUAUGCCCUACACACCAAACUGGAGGAGAAGUAUGGGGCAGAGAACAAAAAUAGCCCUUUUACCUGCACACUUCCCAUACUGCCAGGAAAAGUUUAUGUUGGGGCCAAAAAGGAAAUUGCUGAGAACAGGAUUCCUAUCUUAAAUGCCUACAUGAAGAACCUACUCUGCCUACCCGUUUGGGUGUUGAUGGAUGAAGAGGUACGGCUGUUCUUCUACCACUCAACCUUUGAUAGUGAACAGGUGCCUCACAGACUGAGGCGGCUUCGCCCACGGACACGCCGAAUUAAAAGCAUUUCACCUCAAGUGCCUAUUUUUGACCGCAUGGCAGCUCCACGGGCUGAGGCACUGUUUGAUUUUUCUGGAACCAGUAAGCUGGAACUCAGCUUCAAGAAGGGAGACUUGAUCUACCUACUCAGCAGAGUAAACAAAGACUGGUUGGAGGGAACAGCUGGUGCUGCCACUGGGAUUUUCCCCCGUGCUUUUGUGAAGAUCAUAAAAGAUCUACCGCAGCAGGAAGACACAGUUAAUAAAGUUCGCUGUUAUUUCCAUGAUGAGACUGUGAGCAUUAUCAGGGAUAUCUCAGUGGAAGAAGAUCUGAGCAGCAUUCCGUCAUUCAAAGAUCUCAUGGAAUUGAUGAGGCAAGAGUUUGACCGAGAUGACAUUGUUUUGAAUUACCGGGACCUUGAGGGUGAUCUGAUUCGGUUGCUCUCCGAUCAGGAUAUUGAACUUAUGGUGUCUCAAAGCAGGAGCAGGCCCUCUGAGAAGCAUUUCUUCCCUUGGAAGUUGCACAUCUCUCACAAAGACGACUGGGGUGUUUACAACACUAGUCCAGAAAUAAGUGCUACUCAUAUAGUAAGAGCAACGUAA
Nestor notabilis (Kea) is the source of this 1232-nucleotide messenger RNA. RefSeq names its product neutrophil cytosolic factor 4, 40kDa (gene NCF4). NCBI's taxonomy places the organism in Eukaryota, Metazoa, Chordata, Aves, Psittaciformes, Psittacidae. Gene Ontology annotation, biological process: respiratory burst; superoxide anion generation; phagocytosis. The record is from RefSeq and is a predicted model, not a curated record. The transcript is spliced from 10 exons. Gene Ontology annotation, cellular component: NADPH oxidase complex. Gene Ontology annotation, molecular function: protein binding; phosphatidylinositol binding; superoxide-generating NADPH oxidase activator activity. Bases 180 to 1232 code for a protein of 350 amino acids.